GCAUGCGUUAAAUAUCUAGUGGGGGGAGUUUGAACGAGCAGACAGAGAGAGGAAUGGCUUUGUGGAGCUUGGUGACCUGGCAGAGUGUGCUGGGCACGGCAGCCGCUGCUCUGGGAGCUGCCAUUCUGGUAGCAAACUCACCACUUGCCGUGCCUAAACGGGAGCCGUUCUCAUUGGCCGGCCUGCGAGGUGCGGUGUUGACGGCUCUGGACGGCAGCGGGCGAGAGGUGAAGGCGGAGGAGCUGUGGAGAGAGAGAGGCGCCGUCAUCAUGGUCGUCCGUAGACCUGGAUGA
Molecule: messenger RNA, 293 nt
Organism: Geodia barretti
Lineage: Eukaryota; Metazoa; Porifera; Demospongiae; Tetractinellida; Geodiidae
Source: the annotation of a GenBank genome assembly